This is a messenger RNA of Aspergillus puulaauensis, 231 nucleotides long. RefSeq lists its product as uncharacterized. Bases 1 to 231 code for a protein of 76 amino acids. The record is from RefSeq and is a predicted model, not a curated record. The transcript has 2 exons. Lineage: Eukaryota; Fungi; Ascomycota; Eurotiomycetes; Eurotiales; Aspergillaceae.
AUGUCGAACGGAGAACAAACAUCGCAAGAGACCAAUGGAACGGAUAAAAGUCUCACUGAGGAGAAUGUAAACAACGUGCCCCAGGAAGCCAACAGCAGUAUCGACAGAUUUGCUCAAUCGACUCAGUCAGAAGACCCUUAUUUUGCUCACGCUGGGAUGGGGGACCGUUCAGAGCAUAAUCGCGAGCUGGCUCGCCAAUUGGAAGAAGCAAACGAGGUUUUGAACAAAUGA